ACCCUCUCAGCUACUCCACCCCAGACCCUCUCAGCUACACCACCCCAGACCCUCUCAGCUACUCCACCCCAGACCCUCUCAGCUACACCACCCCAGACCCUCUCAGCUACUCCACCCCAGACCCUCUCAGCUACACCACCCCAGACCCUCUCAGCUACACCACCCCAGACCCUCUCAGCUACUCCACCCCAGACCCUCUCAGCUACACCACCCCAGACCCUCUCAGCUACACCACCCCAGACCAUCUCAGCUACUCCACCCCAGACCCUCUCAGCUACACCACCCCAGACCCUCUCAGCCACUCCAUCCCAGACCCUCUCAGCUACACCACCCCAGACCCUCUCAGCUACUCCACCCCAGACCCUCUCAGCUACACCACCCCAGACCCUCUCAGCUACUCCACCCCAGACCCUCUCAGCUACACCACCCCAGACCCUCUCAGCUACACCACCCCAGACCCUCUCAGCUACUCCACCCCAGACCCUCUCAGCUACACCACCCCAGACCCUCUCAGCUACUCCACCCCAGACCCUCUCAGCUACACCACCCCAGACCCUCUCAGCUACACCACCCCAGACCCUCUCAGCUACUCCACCCCAGACCCUCUCAGCUACACCACCCCAGACCCUCUCAGCUACACCACCCCAGAGCGUCUCAGCUACUCCACCCCAGACCCUCUCAGCUACACCACCCCAGACCCUCUCAGCCACUCCACCCCAGACCCUCUUAGCUACACCACCCCAGACCCCUCUCAGCUACACCACCCCAGACCCUUUCAGCUACACCACCCCAGACCCUCUCAGCUACACCACCCCAGACCCUCUCAGCUACUCCACCCCAGACCCUCUCAGCUACACCACCCCAGACCCUCUCAGCUACACCACCCCAGACCCUCUCAGCUACUCCACCCCAGACCCUCUCAGCUACACCACCCCAGACCCUCUCAGCUACACCACCCCAGACCUUCUCAGCUACUCCACCCCAGACCCUCUCAGCUACACCACCCCAGACCCUCUCAGCCACUCCACCCCAGACCCUCUUAGCUACACCACCCCAGACCCCUCUCAGCUACACCACCCCAGACCCUUUCAGCUACACCACCCCAGACCCUCUCAGCUACACCACCCCAGACCCUCUCAGCUACACCACCCCAGACCCUCUCAGCUACACCACCCCAGACCCUCUCAGCUACACCACCCCAGACCCUCUCAGCCACUCCAUCCCAGACCCUCUCAGCUACACCACCCCAGAGCCUCUCAGCUACUCCACCCCAGACCCUCUCAGCUACUCCACCCCAGACCCUCUCAGCUACUCCACCCCAGACCCUCUCAGCUACACCACCCCAGACCCUUUCAGUUACACCACCCCAGACCCUCUCAGCUACACCACCCCAGACCCUCUCAUCUACACCACCCCAGACUCUCUCAGCUACACCAUCCCAGACCCUCUCAGCUACACCAUCCCAGACCCUCUCAGCUACAUCACCCCAGACCCUCUCAGCUACACCACCCCAGACUCUCUCAGCUACACCACCCCAGACCCUCUCAGCUACAUCACCCCAGACCCUCUCAGCUACACCACCCAGACUCUCUCAGCUACACCACCCCAGACCCUCUCAGCUACAUCACCCCAGACUCUCUCAGCUACACCACCCCAGACCCUCUCAGCUACACCAUCCCAGACCCUCUCAGCUACAUCACCCCAGACCCUCUCAGCUACACCACCCCAGACUCUCUCAGCUACACCACCCCAGACCCUCUCAGCUACAUCACCCCAGACCCUCUCAGCUACACCACCCAGACUCUCUCAGCUACACCAUCCCAGACCCCUCUCAGCUACACCAUCCCAGACCCCUCUCAGCUACACCAUCCCAGACCCUCUCAGCUACACCACCCCAGACCCUCUCAGCUACACCACCCCAGACCCUCUUAG
Molecule: messenger RNA, 1932 nt
Organism: Procambarus clarkii (red swamp crayfish)
Lineage: Eukaryota; Metazoa; Arthropoda; Malacostraca; Decapoda; Cambaridae
Source: RefSeq, a predicted model, not a curated record